AUGGAGUCUCCUGUUCCGUCGAGUUUGUUCCGCAGAAAGAAGGAUAAUAGACGUGGUAUCACGUACACUAUAAUGAUGAUAGGUGCAUCAGGUACAGGUAAAACCUCCUUUGCUAAUAAUCUUGUGGAAUCCAAUAUUUUUGCUCACGAAUAUAAUCAAAAUCUUCAAGAUUAUCAGAUAUCACCAAAGAUCAAAAUCUCGUCGCCAACAAAAGUUGUCUCUUUCAAUUCCAAGAAUGGUAUACCAAGUUAUAUGAAUGAGUUCGAUCCAAGUAGAGCUAAUUUAGAAUCUGGUAUUACGAUUACUUCUACUUCUCUAGAAAUCUCUACUGGUAGUGAUACACUUCCAGCCGUUGAGAAUUCUCCAGUAAAAGGUCAUAAAAGAUCCAACUCUAUUAUCGAUGAAGAAGAGGAUACAAUUUUUUUGAAUCUAGUGAACACCCACGGGAUUACUGAAAAUCUUGAUGAUACUCUAUGUUUCGAUGAGAUUAGUUCUUACUUAGAACAACAAUUCGAUAUUGUAUUGUCAGAGGAAACUAGAAUUAGAAGAAAUCCGAGAUUUGAAGAUACGAGAGUUCACAUUGCUUUAUAUUUUAUCGAACCUUCUGGACAUGGUCUUAAGGAGAUGGAUGUAGAAAUAAUGAAACGUAUUGCCCGUUAUACGAAUGUUCUUCCAAUCAUUUCUAAAGCUGAUUCAUUUACUAAGGAUGAACUGAAGCAAUUUAAGCAAAAUAUAAUGAAUGAUAUAGAGAGAUACAAUGUACCUAUUUAUAAAUUUGAAGUUGAUCCUGAAGAUGAUGAUUUGGAGGCAAUUGAGGAGAACCAGGCUUUAUCUGCUUUGCAACCUUUCUCUAUCAUUUCAUCCGAUGAAAGAAAUAAAGAGGGGAAAUAUAUUAGAUCUUACCCUUGGGGUACUUUAGAGAUAGAUGAUGAUAAAAUAUCUGACCUCCGUAUCCUAAAGAGUGUCAUGUUCGGUUCACAUCUUCAAGAAUUUAAGGAUACAACACAAAAUUUACUAUACGAAAACUAUCGUACGGAUAAACUAUCAAGUGUAACUAAAAACACUGAUUCCGAGGGACAAAUUAAAAACGGUAACAAAACUCUGGGUAAUAGAGAUAGUGCUGCACCAAGUUUGAGUAACUUUGCUUCCUUGAUCAAUACUGGUCAUUUUAAAUCAUCUCAAUCAUUGGCCACAACUGCCAAAUUAGGUAAGAAUGAUCAAACUCAGUUACCUGCUACACCACAAAUCAAUAACAACGAAAAUGGUAUUGAAAAUUCUGAAAUAAAUGAAUCACCAAUCAAACAAAUGUCAGAAGAUAUAAGAAAUGGGAACGAAGAGAUUAUUAGAUCGAUAAAGAAAGAAGCCCAAACAAAUGAAACCGUAGAGAGAAACAAAUUGAGAAACAUCUCCGAGACUGUCCCAUACGUUUUGAGACAUGAGAGAAUUAUUGCAAGACAACAGAAAUUAGAAGAGUUAGAGGCUCAAUCAGCCAGAGAAUUACAAAAGAGGAUCCAAGAACUAGAAAAGAAGGCACACGACUUAAAGUUAAGAGAGAGACUAAUAAAACAACAAGGACGCAACCCUUCCUCUGUCUCCGUAGCCUCCGAUAAUAAGAGCUUCGUCAGUACGAGAUCAAUUUCUCAAAGCCAAAUGAAGAAAAACGAUACCUAUACUGAUUUAGCCUCAAUAGUAUCUGGUAAAGAAUGA
Messenger RNA from Maudiozyma saulgeensis, 1707 nucleotides. Lineage: Eukaryota; Fungi; Ascomycota; Saccharomycetes; Saccharomycetales; Saccharomycetaceae. The record is from the annotation of a GenBank genome assembly.